This is a messenger RNA of Plenodomus lingam JN3, 294 nucleotides long. RefSeq lists its product as uncharacterized. The record is from RefSeq and is a predicted model, not a curated record. Lineage: Eukaryota; Fungi; Ascomycota; Dothideomycetes; Pleosporales; Leptosphaeriaceae.
AUGCAGAACCAACACGGACAAGGCAUAUCACACGCUGCUGGCGAAUCAAAGGUUCCUGGAAAAAUUCAGGAGCAGGCACCCGUCGGCUUGGAGAAGAAUCUGCCCAACAAAAUUCACGAUACGGGUUCUUCACGAGACGGGCCACAAACGAACAUCAGCCAUGCUAAAGGUGGGGGUGAAGCCUCCAUCGUCCCCCAGAAACUCCAAGAGAAACUCCCCGAGAGCAUCGAGCGUGCCGUUCCCAACGCGAUCCAUGAUACUGGUGACCAAGGUGGUCUCCAUCGGAAGCAAUAG